Messenger RNA from Corylus avellana, 2023 nucleotides. Lineage: Eukaryota; Viridiplantae; Streptophyta; Magnoliopsida; Fagales; Betulaceae. The record is from RefSeq and is a predicted model, not a curated record.
UUGGAGUGAGGUUUAUUGGAUUACAUGUUAUACCUGGUGAAUUAAAAAUAAAUUGAGGAAUGUCCUGGAACACUAUCAAGUUGUUUUAGGGUAGCUAAACCAUAUCAAACUGUGCUCUUUUCUUCUAUUCUUCUAUUCUUCGACCCCAACUAUUCUUCUAUCUUUUCUUUCAUUGCUCUGCUUUUUCACACACACGCACAGAGCAAAGACACACGUGUGUACACACAAGAACCUCGGCCAAAUCGAAACACUAAACAUCGCCGGAUAUCUCUCCGGCGAUGUCGUCUCCAGAGAUUGCUCCGCCGACCGGCGCCACCUCUGAUUCUCCGCCUCCGCCACCGGAGUCUUCUCCUCCUACUCCUACUCCUCCUCCAGAGAUUGCUCCGCCGCCCGACGCCCCCCCUGUUUCAAGUUCUCCUCCUCCGUCGCUGCCAUCGGAGUCGCCUCCGCCACCGGAGUCUUUGCAGCCGCCUCCUCCUCCUCCUCCAGAGAUUGCUCCGCCGCCCGACGCCCCCCCUGUUUCAAGUUCUCCUCCUCCGUCGCUGCCAACGGAGUCGCCUCCUCCUCCGUCGCUGCCACCGGAGUCUCCUCCUCCUCCGUCGCUGCCGAAACCGAAGUCUGGGCAGUCGUCUACUGGGCUGAAAGUGGGGAUAGGGAUAGGAGGGUUAAUUGUGCUUGUGGGCGUGUGCAUUUUCGUCAUUUUUUAUAGGAGGAGGAAUCGGAGGAGCCGACAUGAUAAUGUUCACUCCGCUGGUCCUCCACAACAUCCUAAAAAUGACCGCGCACCUCAGCAUUGGCAACAAAAUGCUUCACCACCAAAAGAUGGUAAAGUAACAUCUUUUCCCAAGCCAACUUCUCCCCCUGGAGUUGCAUCAAGUCUUCCACUGUUACAAGACUCCACUCCUCCUGCACAUUCUUCGGCAAGUAGUAGUUUGGGCUAUGAGAAACCAAUCCCACCACCUUCCCCUGGCUAUGCCUUAGGUCUUUCACAAAGUACAUUUUCGGCUGAGGAAUUAGCCAUGGCAACAAAUGGUUUCUCCACUUCCAACCUUCUUGGUCAAGGUGGUUUCGGUUAUGUUCAUAAAGGAGUCCUUCCUAAUGGGAAAGUGGUUGCAAUUAAGCAGCUGAAAUCUGGCAGUGCACAGGGAGAGCGUGAAUUUAGUGCAGAGAUUGAGGUCAUUGGUCGUGUCCAUCACAAGCACCUUGUUUCACUGGUUGGAUACUGCAUUUCUGGGGCACAGAGAAUGCUUGUUUAUGAGUUUGUUCCAAACUCCACCUUGGAUUUUCAUCUACAUGGAAAGGAGAGACCAACUAUGAACUGGCCAACCAGAAUGAAAAUAGCUCUAGGCUCUGCAAAAGGAUUGACAUAUCUGCAUGAGGACUGUCAGCCCAAGAUUAUUCACCGUGACAUCAAGGCAGCUAAUAUUCUUCUUGAUUUUAACUUUGAUGCAAAGGUUGCAGAUUUUGGGCUUGCCAAGUUUUCAUUAGAUACUGAUACUCAUGUCUCCACCCGGGUAAUGGGAAGCUUUGGCAGAUAGUUCGAUCUUUGGAAGGCAGCCUUUCUCUAGAUGAUCAAAGUGAGGGAGUGAAACCUGGGCACAGCAGAGCAUUCGGUUCGUUUGAGAGCACGGAUUAUGAGAUUAGCCAGUAUAAGGAGAACUUGAAGAAAUUUAGAAAGAUGGCACUAGAAAGCCAAGAACAAGGCACUAGUGAGUACAGUGGACCUAGCAGCGAGUCUGCUAUGCUCCAUUCUGUCUCAAGUAGCGAAGGCCAACAAACUACCCAAGAGAUGGAAUUGGGAAACUCAAGAAUGAUGCCCAAGAUUUUGGUUAAAUCUAUUGCUUGAUGCUUCCAGUUUUCUUGUAAAUCCCCCCGCCUUUCUCCCCAUUAUUAAUGUUGCCUAUUUUGCAGAUUAUUAUGCCACCACGAGAAACAAGAGUAGAACCGUACUAUUUAACUGUAGUUUUAGUUAAUUUUUGACAAAAAAUAAAAAAAUAAAUAAAACCCUGCUUGAUUUGUUGUA